AUGUCUCAGACACGGGCAGUUCUGGGUGCACUCCUUGUCUUGCUAAUCGAUCUUGUUGAAGGGCCAGCUUACAACAUGGUGAGUGUGGAGGCUGGUCAUGAAGCUGUGUUGAGUUGCCCUUACCUCUCCAAGGAUUCUUUGCUAAUGGUGACAUGGAAGAAGAAAUGCAGCACUUGCUGCUUUUUGGCCUAUAGAAGUGAUUACAAUGAGACAAGCAAGUUAAACUGCAGUGAGAGGGUGAGGUGGAAAUACCUAUCUGACAGUGUCCCUUCUCUUCAUAUUGACCCCGUGAACCUUGGCGAUGAGGGAAUUUACGUCUGUGAAAUUGUCAGCAGUGCAGGGAAUUUUCUUUUUUUCUCUUCUCUGACUGUGAUAGUCCCUCCUGCAGUGACUCUGACCUGUGACAAGAACAGGGUGGCUGCCUGCCAAGCAUCUGCUGGUAAGCCAGCUGCUGACAUCUCCUGGGUCCCUGCAAGUAAUCAGAGCACUGAAGAAGAAGUCCAUCACCUCAACCGAACAGUGACCAGAGUGAGCUACAUUGGCUGGGUCAACAGCACGUUUCCCACCGUCACCUGCCUGGUUACUCACCCAGCUACAAACCAAACUCUGUCCCUAGACCUACCAU
Merops nubicus (carmine bee-eater) is the source of this 625-nucleotide messenger RNA. Its product is annotated as cell surface glycoprotein CD200 receptor 1-A-like. Gene Ontology annotation, cellular component: external side of plasma membrane. The record is from RefSeq and is a predicted model, not a curated record. The annotation marks the transcript as partial. Gene Ontology annotation, molecular function: signaling receptor activity. Gene Ontology annotation, biological process: regulation of neuroinflammatory response. The transcript is spliced from 3 exons. Lineage: Eukaryota; Metazoa; Chordata; Aves; Coraciiformes; Meropidae.